Molecule: messenger RNA, 880 nt
Organism: Alnus glutinosa
Lineage: Eukaryota; Viridiplantae; Streptophyta; Magnoliopsida; Fagales; Betulaceae
Exons: 3
Coding region: 1-543 (180 amino acids)
Source: RefSeq, a predicted model, not a curated record
AUGCUCACAUCCGUCCCCUGUGUAGCAAGUCUCAAAAAUUUGAAACCAAUAUCACGGGUUUUAGGAACCAAAACCAUUUCCCCCAAAAAAUUCUCCCCCCUUUCUGUUUCCCUCGAAACCAGCAGACCGUCUCCCCCCUUUCUGUUUCCCUCGAAACCAGCAGACCACCCAGCUCUCCCACAGACCGGCACCGGACCACCAUUUCUGGCCGAAAACCAUUUCUCUCCCACAGACUGGCACCGGAUCAGCAGACCACCCAGCUCUCCCACAGACCGGCACCGGACCAGCAGACCACCCAGCUCUCUCAUAGACUGGCACUGGACCACCAUUUCCGGCGGAAACGAUUUCUCUCCCAGCUCUCUCACAGACCUGUUUUUGUUGUUUUUGAACCAAAUAGGCAGGAGAUCAUCUAUUCAAACUACCCUUAUAGUAUUAUAUCUCUUUACAAGUUUCCCAACUGUGCUGUUCGAAAUUAUAAGUGUCCUGAUUGGGUGGCUGAUGGACUAUGGGGUAGCAUCUGCAGUGGUAUUCUUUGCCUUCUAAUUGGAGUUUUUACUUGUUAUAACAAAGGUGAGAGGAAUUGGACAACUUAGUAACUGUCAAUGUAACUUCCACUGCUUUUGUUAUUGUCUUGGUAUAGCUUUGCUGUUCUUCUUUACAAUACGGUAUCUGUGCCUGGAAACCUGGUAGUCAAAUUGUUCUAUUAGGAGGGGUGUUACUUCCUAACUUGUAGAUCUUUUUAUGAGCUUUGUAGGGGCUCUGCAAUUAUAAUGAAUUUUCUUGAUUAAUGCAUACAAACUUCAACUACUUGUGUGUUUUCAUUUCUUUUUUCCCUGUUCUGGUGUUACUUAUGAAAAUUAUGAGUUUCAAAAAUGAUGAA